Molecule: messenger RNA, 5326 nt
Organism: Myripristis murdjan (pinecone soldierfish)
Lineage: Eukaryota; Metazoa; Chordata; Actinopteri; Holocentriformes; Holocentridae
Gene: st6gal2a
Product: ST6 beta-galactosamide alpha-2,6-sialyltranferase 2a
Exons: 7
Coding region: 287-1900 (537 amino acids)
Biological process (GO): sialylation
Cellular component (GO): Golgi apparatus
Molecular function (GO): beta-galactoside alpha-2,6-sialyltransferase activity
Source: RefSeq, a predicted model, not a curated record
CGCUCGGCGUAGUAGUGGAUCUCACUGAACAGAAAACUGAAGCGUGCAAAGCAAGCUGCGCGCCGUCCGUGCAACAAGGCGACCAGGAGCAGAAUGGAGCAGCGGAUGGCAUCCAGGCAAGACGGACACAUCUUUUAGGGUCGCGUUAUAUCCUGGAGGACACAUGGAUGUGAAUAAAUAGAAUCAUCAGUUUGAGGUCCUCCAGCUGACCUCCAGGCUUAGUCCUGGCUGUGGGGCCGUGUUGUUGGUGGGCCAGUUGAGAAGGUGUGUAUGUGAGUGUGAGGUAAUGAAGUCCAGCAUGAGGCAGUGGCGGAAGCUGGUGUUGGUGGGAAUGCUAGCCUGGGUUCUGCUCUUCCUCGCCCUCCUCUCGUACUUCCUGGAUGCUCGUGUGGAUGAGCCGCUGACCUCUGCUGGCUCCUCGCUCUCCCAGCACCCAGACACUCGGCGCCUCGCCUCCAUCCAGGCCUCCCAUCAGCACCGUGACAUCAUGGGUUCCCGAAUGGAACUGGCCGCCACCUUGGCCACCGCCUACCCUGGAGCAGAGCCCGAACCUUCAAUCAGCUCCACCACCCCAGAGUCUAGCCAGGAGGUGAGCCAGAGCCCCAACAGCGCUCCCUACGCCACGUAUGACAGCCAGGAGGCCAGCCGGCAGGACUACCUGGACCCCCAGAGCCUGGCUGCCUGGUCCUCCUUUGGGACAGAGAAUGUGGGUUCUCACUCAGACCCUGUGAUGCAGAGUCGUGAGAGGACAGCCCAGACCACAGAGAACCAGAACCGCUCCAUGCAGCGUCACGAUGGGGAGGAAGAGGAAGAUGAGGAGGAAGACGAACAAGGGGAGCUGGGGAACAGUAGGAGAACCACAGCAGGUGGGAGAGCAGGAGGUGACUCUUCUGAUCUGGAGGAGUAUUACUUCUCCAAGUCAGCGUCUGUGGUGCAGCGCCUCUGGCGGGGACGCGUGUCCGCUGGUAUGCUGACUCCUCGGCUUCAGCGUGCCAUGAAGGACUACUUAAAUGCCAACAAGCACCACGUGGCCUACAAGGGGCAUCGUAGGCCUGCCCAGAGUGCCAAAGAGCUGCUGUGUCAACUAAAGGCCCAGGCCAGGCUGAGGACAGUGGAUGGGUCCGAGCAGCCCUUCUCUGCGCUGGGCUGGGCCCAUCUGGUGCCCCCCGUCCCGCUGGAGCAACUCCACAGACAGAAGGACCAGAGUGGCUUUAAGACGUGUGCUGUCGUCACCUCGGCUGGAGCCAUCCUGCACUCAGGACUGGGCAAAGAGAUUGAUACCCAUGAUGCAGUUUUGCGGUUCAAUGCUGCGCCUACAGAAGGAUAUGAGAAAGACGUGGGGAAUAAAACCACCAUUCGCAUUAUCAACUCACAGAUUUUGGCCAAUCCUAAGCAUCGAUUCAACACGAGCUCUCUCUACAAGAAUGUGACUCUGGUGGCUUGGGACCCUGCGCCUUAUGCUGUCAACUUACAUAAGUGGUUUGCUAGUCCGGAUUAUAAUCUGUUUGGUCCCUAUGUGGAGCGCCGGAAGCGCCACCCGGCCCAGCCCUUCUACGUCCUUCACCCCAGUUACGUGUGGCAACUCUGGGAUGUGAUUCAGGGCAACACUCAGGAGACGAUCCAGCCUAAUCCGCCCUCCUCUGGCUUCAUAGGAAUCCUCCUAAUGAUGGUGCUGUGUGAGCAGGUGCAUGUGUAUGAGUACAUCCCCUCCAUGAGGCAGACGGACCUGUGCCACUACCACGAGCGUUACUACGAUGCUGCCUGUACACUGGGUGCCUACCAUCCACUCCUAUAUGAGAAGAGCCUGAUCCAGCGGAUCAACACCGGCCCUGAGAGUGACCUCAAGAGGAAGGGACGGGUCACUCUCCCUGGCUUCAGCACCGUCAACUGUGACAUCUGAGAAAUGAAAUCUGAAAUGUUACCCUCUGAGCCCAAAUGUACACACAUACACACCCAAGCCCUUUUGGCUGAGUGAGGGAGAGGUGCAAUAAAGCCGCUGGAGACAAGGAGACUGGAGACUUUACAAGUUUCAAAUUAGACCUGUGAAGAACACAAGCCAUAGCCCCUCAGGGUGGGAUCAAUGUGGAGCGUUGUGACAGACCUUGUCUUCAUCAGGAUGUUUUUACUAGACCAGAGACUGGCGGCGAAGGGCCCGUCUCUGAGAGUAAUGGGUCAACUGGCCUGAACGGACUUCUCUGCUUUAGCUGAGCCACAUUAGAGGUGGAGAUGACUAGGGUAGCAAUAGAUCCGUGUUUUUAGAUAGACAAGUGACUUUUCAGUAUCUGGGUGUGUUUUAAUGUUGUAAGCUCUGUGUUUAUCAAUAGCUUUGGGUGGUCUUCUACCUAAAGGAAAUUCCACUGUUUGUAAAGAUGGAUAUUUGUGAUUUUUUUUUUUUUUUUUGGUCCAAAGGGUUGUGAACAUCUGACAAAGCAAGCAGUAGUCUGCACUGAAUGUCAUACACUUGUGCUCACAAACACACACUUCUACUGAUGUACACCAGCUACACUUUCACUGACCUAUACCAGCUACAUACACAAAUAAAUGCACAUACGUAAAACACAGUACUCAGACAGUCAGCCUACGCCAAACACUGUCACUCUCAGUGUUAUUGAACAAUACGGAUGUACAUUUUAUGAUUUUACAGCUUGUGCUCUUGUUUGACAUUCCUCAGAUAUUUUCCUGUGACGUCAGGAGCCUUGUUUGGUUUAUUUCACGCUGCUGAUGUUGUUACUCUCGAUACUGAAUCACUGUCCUGUGCACGACUACACAAAACACUUGCCAACUCACAACCAGAUCAUCACUCCUACUUCGCACUUUACGGAUGACUUCUGAUUUAAUGCCAAGAAGCCUCUUUGUCUUUUAGAUAAAAGCCCAGGGUAAGGUAUUGGUUGCCCUCUUUGGAUUUAUCCCACACAGUGAAUACCUUUUUUUAACGAGGGCCUAAUUAAAUCAAAGUAAAAAGGGGCCAAAAUGCUUCAAUCGAAAUAGGUGCUCAGAACAGCUGUAACCCUGUGCCUGGUGGUCGAAUGAACACUUUCCUUGGGUUGCCUUUUGACUGUUCAGAUAUAUGCGGUAUUUAUUGUGUAUGCUAUCGUCAGGACUGCAGUACCAUUGAGUUAAAUUGCAGAAUAAGGUGUGGAGCAGAAGGAAUUGUUGAAGCAGCGCUAACUGUACGAGGGGCUUCUCAGUUCUGCCUCAUGUAAACACAGUGUGCAAUCAUCAGCCCCGAUAGGGAGGUCAGUUCACUUAUUAUUGAAUGUAAUUUUAUCACCGUUCAGUUCACCACUGAAGUUUGGUCUGUGUAUGCAGCGCUCUCGGCGGGAUUGCCUCUUUCUCACUUAAGAGCAGCACGCAGCUUUGAAGCCGCUGCAAUGCUGCAUCAUUUCUUGCCGCUGCGAAUUUCUCAUAUUUCUUGAACCCUGUGAUAUUGGUCUGUAGGGAAGACCCUUUCACAGCUUGGAGCUGAGCCCAUGUCUUAUUGGAGAAGGAAUUUGAACCGGUCAUAUUUACAAGCUCACUCUGUCUCCUGCUUUGAUGAUUGUCAUGUUUACACUGAGUUAGUGCCAGACUGACAGUGAGCUCUGCAGGAACAGUCUGUGUUUGCUGUGGGAGGGGUGAGGUGGUAGCUGUCAAGCCUUGUUACGUUUGACUCGCAUACAUUCAUUGAAACCACAGGUUUGCAUUUUUACCACUUUAUCCUAAAGUUGUGCAUAUGGUCAUACGUAUGGUAAUUAAUUGCCAAAUAACUCCUUUCUAAAAUGAGAUAGGUGUUAGCAUGACAUAGAAAUACCAUACAAACAUGACAGGAGAAAAAUAUUGCCUCUAAAGGAGAUUUUUUUUACUGCAAAAUGUAUUCUGUUCUAGAAAACGUUUUGGUGCCCAUUGUUUGUGGUUUAGUACAUGAUGCUAAGAUGUGUCAAAAUUUGUUACUUUUAAUAUUGUAAUGUGUGUUGAAGAAGAUUGACUCUGUCCUGGUAGUGGAUAAAAAAAAGGCAAAAUGCAAAGCAUUAAGUUGGAAGAUGCUUUUUAAUGGCAUGCCAUUAUCCUGGUGUUUAGCAUUGUGCUGUGUCAAGUAAAUUACUUGGUAUCUCUUUAGCAGGUGUUUGUAACAAGUAGCCAGAGAGAGUGGCCGGCUGUUACAGAGCCUCUCAGUUUAAAUAGGAGACAGGAGUUUCUGAGGCAUGACGAGAUACAAUAUUCAUUUGGAACCAUGCAGAUUUGCUUGUUUGAUUUUUUUGUUGUUUUCUUUUUUGUUGUUUUGUUUUUUGUAUUAAUUUUUUUUGUGAGACAAAUCCUCAAAUGUUUUUAUUGCUUGCGAUUGUAACACACUGAAAGUGCAAAAAACCCUGAAUCUAUUAUACAUGUACAUUUCUAAUCAUUUUUAUUACUUUCAGUGCACAGAGCAUGCAAAUCUGGAUCAGGGCUAAGAGUCUGAAACUGUCCAUGUCUGUGCUGUACUGUGCUGUAAGUAGACAGCAUUGUCUUUAGUAUUGUGAGAAGCAGAGGACUGUGCUACAAGAGAUUUUUUUUUUUUUUUAAACUGGUGGUGUGCAGAUUUCAGUGCAUGCGUGUGGAUGGGAAAAUCACAUCCAGCUGCGGUGCAGCUAUUAUUAGUUCCCUGGAAGCACUUCAUCAAGCGCAGUGCCUUCUGGCAACUGCAGUACAACAUUAAUAUUGUGCCAUAUUUAAUUUCUUUUAUUGUUUUUUGCUGGGAGGGUUAAUGACAGGGUGAGGGCUCUUUUACAGUAAUAGCUGGACUUCUAAGGUGCUAUUGCUUUUCCGUUGCGAUACUUGGGGUGGGAUUUGAUUCGACUUUGAAAUGGCUCUUUAAGAAGGUAUUUUUGUGUUCAGUAUUCAGCAGGAGGCAUUGUUCUGAAGUGCUGAGACGGGCAAAAUAUAUUUGGAGGUCAGUGUUCUUCAGCGCUCAUUAUCAUUUUUCACUUUUUUUAGCCCCUUUGUCUCCUCUGUUGAGACCUACAGUCUCUUUUAAUGUGUUUCUCUCUCUAUUCUGUAUUGUGGGUAAUUGCUGCGCCACACUGCCUCUAAAGGAUUGUCCAAUUUUUGAGUUUCACUCUGUACAUCUCCUUCAAGUUCUUUCAGGAUCCCUCAAAAGAGGAAGAGGAGAGGAAACAUUCAUGAUGGACCACAAUAGGAGUGAAGUACCUGUUUCACUCCCAGUAGCCUUAGGGUGUUCUUUUUAAGAGUUUUUUUUAAUUUGUCAUUUGAAGGCCCUUUUAUUACACUUGAAUGGAUAUUUAAAUAGACCAUUUAUAUGAUUUCAGCUGGUGUUAAUUUGUCUUUUUUACUGUGUAAAUAAAGUUGUACA